Messenger RNA from Drosophila melanogaster (fruit fly), 510 nucleotides. RefSeq lists its product as uncharacterized. Bases 16 to 255 code for a protein of 79 amino acids. NCBI's taxonomy places the organism in Eukaryota, Metazoa, Arthropoda, Insecta, Diptera, Drosophilidae. The transcript has a single exon. The record is from RefSeq and is marked reviewed.
AACCCGCCAGUUGAAAUGCAUUCCGGAGCUGCUGUUGCCUUCAUUUUGUCAGCACUGAUCGCUGCCCUAAUCCUGCCCAGGCAAACUGCAGCCAUUCCCAUGGACUAUGACACCUUGGACAGACCAAAUACCGAUUAUCCAGCCUUAUUUCGAGCCUUUUUGGAUAUGGGAAACGCCCUCUUCGGCACCUGGACUCCCGAUGGGGCGAUAGAGGAGUUUAUACGCAAACAGGAAGCUCAAGGGCUGAGCCAUUAGGGAGUACCACCAUCCCCCACUGCUCUCCCCACUUUCCACAGAUGUGUUGCAUAAGUUUUGCAUGCAAAAAUACAGGCGAAAGGAGUGGGUUUAGUUGUGGCGAUCCAAAGUAACGUUUUAAUUAUGCACGCUUCAGUUUUGGCCAGAUCAGCCAACAUUACCACUUCGUUUGGCAUUCGCUAUAAGAUAUUCGUGUCUUUAGCUUAGUUUAAUACCCUGCCAGAAGAGUACUUAACAGGCCACUUAUUUUUACAG